This is a messenger RNA of Daktulosphaira vitifoliae (grape phylloxera), 1545 nucleotides long. RefSeq names its product proton-coupled folate transporter-like. The coding region runs from base 96 to 1448 and encodes 450 amino acids. Lineage: Eukaryota; Metazoa; Arthropoda; Insecta; Hemiptera; Phylloxeridae. Gene Ontology annotation, biological process: transmembrane transport. The record is from RefSeq and is a predicted model, not a curated record. Gene Ontology annotation, cellular component: membrane. The transcript has 7 exons. Gene Ontology annotation, molecular function: transmembrane transporter activity.
CAUAUUACUACACCAGACGGAAUUCAGUUGUGUACUGAACGUGUGCGUAGCAACAUGUGCCUAGCGGUACAGUAAGUUUUUUGUCGAACAUCAACAUGUUACGGAAUAAAUAUUCAAAAUCAUCCAGUUAUGCCGUGAUAUGUUCUUUAGAAACGACAACAUUUCUAUAUUCGACAUCGCUUUCGAUUUCAGCAUUUUUACAACAUAAUUUAUUGAUAAGAAAAGCAUGUAACCCUGUUGAACCUUUUGGUGAGUGCAUUAACGGCGAAACGAAUGCUCAACACGUUGUUUCUGUAAUGCAAUCAUGGAAGGCAUUUCUUCAAUAUAUAAUUCCUGUAUUUUUAAUUAUAUUAGCAGGGCCAUGGAGUGACAGUCAUGGUAAUCGAAGAAGACCAUUAAUGAUUUUACCAAUUGUUGGUCAAAUUCUUACUGAUGCACUGUGUAUAGUAAACGCUUAUUUUUGGUCAUGGCCUCCUCAAGUUGCGGCUGUUUUUGAAGGCAUAGUUCCUGGAAUGUUUGGUGCAAGGAGCAUGUUUUGGGUUGGUGUUAUUUCAUACAUAUCCGACAAUACGUCAUUGGAAGAAAGAACUUUACGAUUUGGAGUGAUAAAUGCCACAUAUUACAUUAGUUCAUUAAUCGGUACGGGAUUGUCAGGAAUAUUAAACAUAAAACUAGGAUUCUAUGGAGCUUUUGCUGUACCGAUCUCAUUGAAUUUCAUAGCUGUAUUUCUUAUUUUUUAUUUCAUUAAGGACACAUCUGUACCUUACGAUGAAAGUCAAAAAUGGUUAAGACCGAAUCAUAUCCUUCAAGGUUUUUUGUCUUUAUUUAAGGGUGAAGUGAAGAACUAUGCAUUAACUUUGAUAGUUUUAUUAGCAUGUCAAUCAGUUUUAAGUGGAAGAAUAGCAGCUGAGUAUUCUGUAAUGUAUUUAUUUGUCAGGUACAAAUUCAAUUGGAAAGAAAUUAAUUACAGUUAUUUUGCUGCUUUCAAAAUGACGAUGAUUUUCUUUGGAACCCUUUUUUCGGUCUCCGUUUUAAGCCACCGAUUUAAGAUAAAUGACGCAAUUAUUGGUGUAAUAGCUUGUUUAUUUGAUAUUAUUGUAGCAAUGAGUUAUUGUUUUGCUAAUGAACCUUGGCAAAUGUAUAUAAUUCCAAUUAUCGAUAUGUUUCAUGGUACAGCUCUUAAUAUUACUACAUCACUUACUUCAAAAAUGGUUAAAAGAGAAGAGUUUGGUCGAUUAAAUUCAAUUCAAGGAUUAGUUAAUACUGGAGAGUCAUUUAUUCUGGUUUCGUUAUACAGCACAGUGUACAACUUUACGUUUGAAUAUAUAACCGGAGCAGUAUUUUUGAUGAACGUUAUACUUACAUUACCACUUUUAUUCAUAUUCCUGACACUAUUUUAUAAAUGCAAGCACAUAUGGUCAGAAGAGAAAAAUAUUGCUAAUACAUAAUUUAAAAUACAUUUAUUUUGAAUUCGAUCAUGAGAUAAUUUAUAAUUUUAUGUUAUUUUUUUUUAUUAAAUUUAAUAUAUAUAAAGAUGUUAAAUUA